Messenger RNA from Mizuhopecten yessoensis (Yesso scallop), 2836 nucleotides. RefSeq names its product heat shock 70 kDa protein 12B-like. The transcript is spliced from 5 exons. NCBI's taxonomy places the organism in Eukaryota, Metazoa, Mollusca, Bivalvia, Pectinida, Pectinidae. Gene Ontology annotation, molecular function: ATP-dependent protein folding chaperone; ATP binding. The coding region runs from base 122 to 1432 and encodes 436 amino acids. The record is from RefSeq and is a predicted model, not a curated record.
AUCUGACAUGCGUAACUGUAACUUUCGGUUUGCAUUGUAUUGUCCAGACCAUAUCGGGAAGCUUCACCCAUAAUGAAACUUUAAGGAAAACAUUCGUGCUCAUAGUACAAGUCUUAUUAAGAUGGCGACUGGUGGAGUAUCCAAAUUUCUGUUCGUGGCUGCCAUAGACUUUGGGACUACAUAUUCUGGAUACGCCUUUGGGUUCAGGUUGGAUUUGGACAAGAAAAGAAAGGACGGUAAACUAGCUAUAAAUACCAAUAUGUGGAACGCCGGAUCGCGGUCACUAUUGUCUAGUAAGGCACCCACUGCUCUGUUGCUGAAUCCCGACAAAACCUUCAAAUCGUUUGGGUACACAGCGGAGAAUGAUUACUCACAAUUAGCAGACGAAGGCGAGCACGAAGAAUACUAUUACUUUCACAGAUUUAUGAUGAUCCGUCAUACCUACCCGGAUCUGCGAAAGGACACUAGGAUCCAGGAUGAGACGGGAAAAUCACUCCCUGCCAUUGAUGUGUUUUCACACUCCAUCAGAUUCCUCAAAAAUCAUUUAUUCGAUAUGAUAAACAAUCCAAUCGGUGAUACUCUGAAGCAGGAGGACAUCCAGUACGUACUGACCGUGCCAGCCAUCUGGGACGACAAAGCCAAACAGUUCAUGAGGGAGGCGGCCAGGAUUGGUGGAAUAAACGGGGAACAGCUGAUGAUUGCGCUGGAACCAGAGGCUGCCUCAAUUCACUGUCAGCAUAUUCCGAUGGGAACUCGGGGAGGCGAAGCCACGUACAUGGUGGUAGACUUAGGAGGUGGUACUGCCGACAUCACAGUACAUCAGAGGAGCCACCUUGGAGCGGAAAGUGAGCUAAAGGAGUUACAUCAGGCAACAGGAGGCGCGUAUGGUGGGAAAUCUGUAGACGAUGCAUUUGAAACCUUCCUUGGAGAAAUUGUUGGAUCAGAUAAAAUAGCCAAACUGCGAAAAGAAAGUAUGGAAGAUUUCAUCGAUAUUUUCCGGGAAUUUGAAGUGAAAAAACGCAGCUUUGAUCCUUCAAAAUCUGAGAAGAAAGUAAGUGUUUCCCUUCCUGUAGCACUUACAAGUCUGGUCAAAUCGGACAAAAACAUUAAAUCCAUGAAUAAUGCCAUCAAACAAAGUAAACACAAUAAUGAUCAACUUUUAGCUUGGUCUCAUCAGAAAUUACAGAUUCCUAGCGAAAAAUUCAACGCUCUUUUCCAACCUACCAUAGAUGGAAUUAUAAAACACAUGGAGAAAAUAUUCUACGACAGUAAAUUCCAGCAUGUUGACACUAUUGUCAUGGUGGGUGGGUUUUCGGAGUGUAGACUUGUACAGGACGCCAUUCAAAAUAGGUUCACCUCGAAAAAAAUUAUCGUACCAGAAGAGCCCGGGCUAGCUGUAUUAAGAGGGGCUGUGCUGUUGGGUCAUAAGUAGUGUUGGGUAAUCGGUUGAAAAUGCCAAUCAAUGAUCGGUUGUAAUCAGAUGACCUUCAUAACCGAUUUCCGAUUAUAAUCGGGUGGGUUUUUUUAACCAGGAAGAAAUAAGAUAGAACCCUACAUGACUUGCAGUUUCAUUCCUUCUUCAUCAUCGUGAAUGUUAUUCACUUAUUUCUCAGUUUAUUAGCUGCGAAACAUCAUAAAUUCAUUUGAAUGUUGAUUAACAUAUCAGUGUUUACCAAACGGACAAAAAAUAGGUCAGAACAAAUAUGUAAAAAGAACUUAAACAACAAUUUUAGUUAAUUUGUUGACAUUUUGUAAAUAAUUCAUCCAUUCAGUCUCCCAUCAACGAAAACAGAUUUACCGGCUCAGAGUACAUAAUUCCUUCCUGGUUCCUUUUCAGAAAAUAUUUUAAGGGCUAUUUUUUUCAGUAACUGCAAUACUAUAAUAGGGAUUUUUUUCUUCAAAUUAAAGUGAUGGAUAUUUCAUUUAAUAAUUUGGUGUGGGUUUAUUGUUUAGUUUUUAAUUCCUGAAAUGCAAGUUCCUCUUUGAUAAACAGAAACGAUUUUUCAGGAAAAAAUGAUGUCACUCUGUUGAAACUAGUAGUUACCUAAGAAAGUUUAGUCUUUUUUCACCAGCCUCAAAUUCUCAAAUAUCGUCUGAAUUGAUAGAAAGAAAGAUCGCCAGUAUUCUACCUGCAAUGUUUUCCUCAAAACGAAAAACAAAGUUUGUUUUCAAGAGUGUUUUGUUGGUUUCAUAAUUGCUUAAUUGUAUCUCAAUAAACUACAGUCAAUUUAGUUAAUUUUUCAUUCACAUCCUGUCGGAGGAAACAGACAAGUGAGCCAAAAUUUUGUUCGGUUUUCCUCGACAUUUUGCCAGAUUUAGCUUCAAAUAUUUCCAGAUAUUUGAGCAGGUAUCUGAAACAUUUUGCCGGCCUGAGGUGAUUUUUUCGGACAUGUCUAGCUGUCCGACAGAAUUUGUCACACGUCUACAGUGAUUCAAUAUUGUUAAUCUCAAAAUAUAUGAAUAAUUUCAUGCAGUACUACAACCUUUUUAUAAUGAACACAUGUCUUAGAUUUGCAUAUAUUUCUGAUAGAUCUCUCAAAUAUUCACCAUUGCUGGGUGUGUUCGUUUUGGUUAUCUACCGAUGAUCGAUUAAACAAGACUAUGAUCGAUCAUCGGAAUCGGUAGGCUACAACCAAGCGUUAAUCGGUUAUUCCCGAUCAUCUGCACAACACUAGACUCAUAAGCCACGUGCAAUUCAUGUUUAGGGUGGCAAGACACACGUACGGUGUUCAUACUGACCGGUUUUCAACGACUACUACCUUCCUGAAAAGCUGGUCAUUAUUGACGGAGUUGCUCGCUGUAAGGUCUUAUUCUUAGCAUAUGUCAGGAAAGGUCA